This is a messenger RNA of Ceratitis capitata (Mediterranean fruit fly), 903 nucleotides long. RefSeq lists its product as hypothetical. The transcript has a single exon. Lineage: Eukaryota; Metazoa; Arthropoda; Insecta; Diptera; Tephritidae. The record is from RefSeq and is a predicted model, not a curated record. Bases 271 to 678 code for a protein of 135 amino acids.
UUUCUAUACCACGUAUACACUAAUUUCUGUUGGAUUACUUUUUCCAUUGAAAAGGGUUAUUUGUGGCAGACAAAAAGGAAAGCAAUUAGUUAAGAGAAACAAUAUAUUAGAAAUUCGAAUAAAACUAUGCGCUUGGCCUCGCCAUGCUUUUAGUGCAUUUUUAACCAGCGACCACAUUCAGUAGAUUCUAGCAAAGGAAAACAAUUUGUUUAAUAAAAAAAAAAUACGUUUUGGCAUAAUUUGUUAACACUUUAGAUAUUAAAAACCAUUAUGCCUACGAAAUCGGUACAUAAAUGGAUGUCUGACGAAAUGGAACGUUUAACAAUGAGAUUCGCACGCUAUAAACCCAGUUGCAAUGGCUAUAAUCGUAUACAACCGGUGCUACUGUCGCGUAGUGUCACACAAAUGUUGAACAAUCCUCUGCCAGUGGAGGAUCAGAUAGGCAGCACCAUGUCAACGGGACAACAGGCGAAUAAAUGUCAGCAACAAGGACAUAAUCAACCGCAGACGCAAGGAUAUGUGCGGCCCAAGGGUGUGUUGAGUCGUCCCGAAGCAGAGUGGGAAGAAGUUUAUCCGACAGUGCAAUUCGGCAGAAGCGAGAGUCCUUGUGAGAACAAUGGCAAGAAGACGGAACGGAAAUUCGCCUACUAUCGCAAUUGUUCGACAAGAAUAAGUUAGGGGCUAACAGCUAAAUGAGAAUAUUUCAUUUAUAAUUGAUUGAGUAUAUUUUUUGUGUAGUUUUAUGGUAAGAGCAAUGCGUUUUUAGCACUGCCAACAUUCAUUCUUUAUAUAAUUACAUAUACAUAUGUAUGUCUAUAUGUAAAAAUAGUAUAAGUUUUUGCAAUUUGACAAAAAGUAUACAUUUAUAUAAUAAAAUGUUGAAGAUUUGCUGUGUUUAUGUUA